UUCUCAUCUUACUUUCAUUGCCAUCGCCAGUGCGCCGGGAUGCCAGUCACAUAGUGCCAAUGCAGUGAUACAGUGUCGUGUUCUUAAGAUGCAGUGGUUAGCGACGUGUGCGCUGCUGACCGUGCUCGUUAACGGUGGAGGUGGAGUUACUAAGACUUCUGGUAUUGAGCAAUUUUGGACAGAUGACUACAAGAUAUUCGAGCAAGUUUACGGCAAAACUUCAGACAAAGACAUCUAUGGGGAGUCUCUGCCACCGAGCAUAGUCAUUGGCACAGACCACAAGAAAGAAUCCUCGCAUAAGAACGAGCGAUAUCUCCUGAACUUGGACCAUGAUUCUGAUGAACAAGACCCGUACGACUUUGGAGACCGAUACAAUAACCUGUUAAGCAAACAAACGUUAAAACUGCUGAGUAAGAAGAAACCGGCGACAUCGUCAAUAAACUUCGUGAGCUACUCAAACUUCAAGCCAAUAAGUGAAAGUAAUGAUCCAGAGACGUACAACUACUUGAAGCACUUGGAAGAACUUAAUAAUGAGGAUAAGUUUAGCUAUCCACCAACGAUGGGAGGAUUUAAGCCUUACAUGAGUUAUUUAGGGCCGAAACCUGAGGAAACCGAAGCUUAUAAGAGUAUUCAGGAGAUUUUGGAAGCCCACGAAGCGAAUAAAGGCAGUAGUCACAAGGAUGAGGAUGAAGGUCGUGAUGAGGUGAAGUAUCUUACUUAUCCGAAGAGUAAGAAGAAGAAACCGCCGCGGGUGCACAAUGAGAUGUCCAAGCCUAGAUGCGCCACGGGUCGGUGUCGCAAGCGAGGCGCUGGGCCGUACCGUCCUAGAAGUAGGCCGCACGUUAGAGGAGUAAAGAAAACAGUAUUUCUUGUUUAAGUAAGUCUUUGUUGUUAUUUAGUUUUAGUGUCUACACAUGUGAUUUCGUGGUUUUGGUAUCGAAUGAUAUAAUUAUUUAAUUAAUGUGGUUUACGUUAGUAAUUUAGUUUCAAGUUGUCGUUAUUAUUUAUUUAAAUCAUCGCUUGUUCCAUUUUCUUUAACCCACCAUUUAAUUAUAUUAAACGUAUAAAUUGCAACGUUAUAAUAUCAGCUUGAGUGCUUACCAAGGACCUGUUGCUUGUCUGUUACAAAUGUGAGUUAACUUUCCUAUUUAAAGUAACAAAUUACUCGAUUAACUUUAACAACUUUCAAAUUAAUAUUUUGCAAUCAAAUACUGCAGUUUUAUCUUCCGUUAUUGUUUAAUAUUAUUAAUGUGUUAUGUUAUGUUAUCUAAUAUUAUGAAUACGAAAAUAAGUGUUGAGUUUGUUAAAAUGUUGUUCAGUAUACGUUACAUAAGUUAAGCAGUUAGUUAUAAUAUGUUAAUCUAGGUAAUUUAUGUUAUUUAAUAUUUUGACAUAAACAUGCACCAUUACUGGAAUAAAAAAUCGAGUUAGCUUUUAACUUAUUUUUAAUAUUUAGGCACUUAAUUAAUUUUACAUUAAAUUAAGUAAUCCUUAUCGUCCUAAUUUCGAAUUAAAAUUAGUAGAAAAGA
This is a messenger RNA of Spodoptera frugiperda (fall armyworm), 1529 nucleotides long. RefSeq lists its product as uncharacterized. Bases 89 to 877 code for a protein of 262 amino acids. Lineage: Eukaryota; Metazoa; Arthropoda; Insecta; Lepidoptera; Noctuidae. The record is from RefSeq and is a predicted model, not a curated record. The transcript is spliced from 3 exons.